CUUAACAGAUUUUUUGCUCACCAGCGAGACAGACAUAUCAGGGGACAGACCUGAAACUCUUGACAGAAUUCAAAAGAUGGAAAAACUUCGCACAGUGUUAGAUUUCUGCCUUAGUCACCAGAAGGCACUGGGCUAUGGUGCAGUGUCCUUGCUGACUCUUGGCAGUGAGCGCAUUUUUUCUGUUGUAGUGUUCAAAUGCCCAUGCAACUCCUGGAACAUGCUCUAUGGCACUGUUUUCCUACUGGCACCAGCCCUGAUUCUGUUUCUGCUUGGAUUACUGCUCAAUACCCGGUCUUGGAAGGUGCUUACUGGAUGCUGUGCUCCUGGUAAGCUGUGUCUAUGUCCUCAUGCAAAUCGCUUCUGGCGCUAUGUGCAAGUGCUAUGGCUGGUGAUGGUCACUGCCGCCGUGGCUCCCUUCACCUGGAUUGCUGUGGCCUUACUGGGAGGCAGCUUCUAUGAAUGUGCAGCUACUGGGAGUGCCAUAUUGCAAAACUAUAUGUGCAAAAACCAAGGGGAAGAGUGCUUCAAGAAGGUGCUUCAGGUGCCCUGUCAAAGCUCCAGUUCUUCCCAAGAGAUGCAAGAUAUGCUCACCAGUCUUCGAGCCCAGUCUCAGGUGAUUGGAUGGAUUCUGAUUGCCAGCGUCUUCACAUUGGCCCUGGCUGCCACCUGUAUCUCCCGCUGUCGUUCUCCAGUUAGUAUACUUCAGCUUACAUUCUGGAAAAUGUACCUGGAAAAAGAGCAGCAACUUUUUGAAGUUAAGGCCAAAGAACAUGCAUCUCAGCUGGCAGAGAGGAAUCUCAGGUGCUUCUUUGAUUCCACCCAAUUGGAACAAAUUCACACUCCAAGUGCCAAAGCCUGGCAUGGCAUUUCCUCCAUGUUUGCCUUUAAUCCCGAAGAGCAUUACUACAGUAUGAUACAUAAAUACAUCAGUUCUAAAACCAGCAGUGGAAGCAUCAAAUCAGCUGAAGGAGAUACUUUUCCCACUUGUCUGGGGUUUGUGGAUGGAGUUGGGGUUGCUGAUUCCCAAGUACUAUAAUCAGAAGAGUCUGGGCUGGCACUGCCCUCCUCCUCCUCUUCCGUUUCUCUUCUAUUUUCAGUUCUGUGGACUUUAUCACAGGAGGCAGGCAAACUGGUUUGCAGAUGUUUUAAUCGUGUCAGAAGCAACUUGAGAAAUUGCAAGUCGCUUCUGAUGCGAGAGAAUUGGCUGUCUGCAGGGAUAUUGCCCAGGGGUCACCUGGGUGUUUUACCAUUCUCUCAUGUCCCCGCAUGAGCUAAACUGUCAUCUUUGGUGAUGAUAGCUAGCUGUCAUAUGGUGCUGUGUACAUCCCGCUACCAGGUCCCCACCUCUUGGUGAUCUCGUAUCUUACAACUGAUAAGGAAAACUUGUCAAUAGCUCUCCAUCCUACUACAUUACCAUUACUUACCCUAGUGUGAUGAAUCCUUUCUGCUUUUAUGUUGACAUGCCUAUUGUCAUGUGAGGAUAGUGGAUGGAAUCUCCCUAUCCCAUUUUCAAAGUGGUUGUUUUGCAUAUCUCUGUAUAUCUGUGUCUUUGCCAAUCUAUUUUAUAUUUUAGGCUGAUGUGUUUUUUUAAAAGUAAACAAACUGCAAGGCAUGCUAAGUAGGGAAAAGGGUAAGCCAGUGGGGCUACAGAAGAUGUUCAUCUUCUAUAUUUUCCUAGCAUCUUCCUGAUCCAGAAGAGAGAAUCACAAAGAAAUAGAUUGUGGACAGACCUCCUUUUGGAUCAGGCCCUGCAUGCCAAAUGUUUGUUAUGGGGAGCAAGACAGAUUGUGGGACCACAGUUUGGCAAACAAGCACGGUUUUGUAAUGUUGAAAGUUCUUGACUUACUAUGUAUCCAUUAUCUAUACUGAUAUGACUAUUGCAACCCAGCAGGUUGCUGUGACCCCAACUAGUUUUCCCAGCUACCCCAAAUCCUAAACCCUCUUCCUUUAUGUUAAAUAAGCAAAUAAUGGCAAUUAGAUUUUGGAGGGGAAAAUCCUGGUAGAGGUUAACAUUGCACAAAUGGGUUGAAGUGGCGUGUGUUUGAAAAGCGAGCACCUAAAAUAAUGUUGCGUUUAUUUGCAUGUGUGUAUGUACACAUGUACAUGCAUGCACACAUGCAGAUACAACUACAAAAUUGGCUGGAACUAAUAUCAGCGAAUGUGGAGGGAUUGCUGUACUCUAGAACAGGCAUCCUCAAACUGCAGCUCUCCAGCUGUUUGGGCCUCCAACUCCCAGAAGCCUUAACAAGCUUGUUCAAUUGUCAGAAAUCCUGGGAGUUGAAGGCCCAAAAAGCUGGAGAGCCACAGUUUGAGGAUGCCUGUUCUAGACCCUUGCAGUCUGCAUCAACAGUUUACAGAGAGUUAGUUCUCUUGACAUUGUAAUUUGUAAAGAUUUCUUAACUGAUAGUCACUAGCAUAAUGGAAUUCUCAGUGCUCCCUUAAUCCAUGAUUUUAUUAAGCAUGCUGGGAAAAUAACCAGACAUUAACAUUACUGGGAAAGUACAUGCUUCCUUACAAAGGAAGCCUGGGAAGGCACCUUCAUACUUACAGUACAUCCGUUGAUGCAGCUAACAGCAACAAUUACCACGAGUGGAAAAUAACCAUUUCAGAUGGGGGGAAAAAUCCCAAAAUACCAGUACAAUAACAAAUGAAGAACACAGCAACGGGUAUUAUUUAAAGCACAAUAUUCUUUUAUUUUGCUUUCAGCAUAACAUUGAUCAGAAAAUUGCAAAAUAUAUGUACCAGUGUAUUUAAAAAUUGCACAUAUUCAUAUAGAAGCUCAAUUCA
Molecule: messenger RNA, 2787 nt
Organism: Anolis sagrei ordinatus
Lineage: Eukaryota; Metazoa; Chordata; Lepidosauria; Squamata; Anolidae
Gene: CALHM6
Product: calcium homeostasis modulator family member 6
Cellular component (GO): plasma membrane
Molecular function (GO): monoatomic cation channel activity
Source: RefSeq, a predicted model, not a curated record